Corapipo altera (White-ruffed manakin) is the source of this 5513-nucleotide messenger RNA. RefSeq names its product p21 (RAC1) activated kinase 6 (gene PAK6). NCBI's taxonomy places the organism in Eukaryota, Metazoa, Chordata, Aves, Passeriformes, Pipridae. The transcript has 15 exons. Gene Ontology annotation, molecular function: ATP binding; protein serine/threonine kinase activity. Gene Ontology annotation, biological process: regulation of MAPK cascade; protein phosphorylation; intracellular signal transduction. The record is from RefSeq and is a predicted model, not a curated record. The coding region runs from base 1624 to 3612 and encodes 662 amino acids. Gene Ontology annotation, cellular component: cytoplasm.
UGCACGGAGUCUUUACACACCGGAAUCUUGAUGAGUAUCUCGCUCUUGCCUUUUGUGCAAAAUGCCACUCAAGGCACUGUGCCAUCCUCUCUGCUGAGCUCACAGCACCAGCCCACGACAAGAAAGGUCCCAGAAAACAUUGACUCACUGCAUCCCAGCAUCCUGCCAGGGGACGUGUCUGCAGUGAGAUCUCCUCAGCUGGAGCAAGUUUUAAUGGAAUGGAUCACUGUGAGGCUGUUUUACCUUCCCUGAGUGUGCUGCCACCUGUGCUGCCUGCCAGGACAAGGGCUAGGGGGCACUGGGAUUGCUGCCAGUGCUGGGCAGGACACAGCUGGAGCUGGGGGUUUGCAUGUGCAGGAGGAGCUUUCUGGAGAAGCUUUCAGAUGAAAUUGCUGAGAAUUUUUGCCUGAAGCAAGGGAUGUUUCCCAUGUUUAAGACAAGCAGUAACCUGCAGUUAGAAGGAAGAAGGGACUGAAUUCACUCCAGAAGUAUUUCUCCAGGAUCUUUUUUUCAAGGAGGCAAAAUGAUGGUUCCUGCCUUGAACUGGAAGGUUUUUAAUUGGCAUGGUUUGAAGAAAUGUCGAUGAAAGCAAGAGAAAGGAGAUAGGUUUUUUAAGCAUCUGUUUGAAUGGCACCUGAACAACCAGUUUAUUGCUGUUGAAAACUAUCUGUGGAGAGACCAGAGGAGAGGUCCUGCAGUCCCAGCUGCAGGAAAAACCUUAUUUAAGGGACCAAGAAAGAAGACAAAGAGGAGAAGGUGAGAUGGUCCCAGGAGGCUCUGCUUUCGGCAUAUGUCGUUUUCCGAGGCUUUUCUGUGCCGAGUGCUUCUGUGUCCCAUCUGCUACCACACCCUGAAAUCAAACUCGGCAGCUUAGGUGCACCAGGCACUGUACAAACAUGUCAGACUUGCCUCCACCCCUUUAGCUACUCCCGCUUUCUCCUGCCGUCGUUCUCUCUCAAGUUUAUCGGCGUGUCAGCGGAUUCCGGUGGCGGAGCAUUCCCACCUCACCUCUGGGCACAGAGCAAUGAGGAGUCAGGGCCCAGCAACACUGUCCUCCAAUCGGCUUUGCUGCAUGACACUGGGAGAGUUUGCCUCCAGACCCUUCUUGCUCUUCUCCCUUGGAAUUGUCCACCACCAGCAUUGUUGCAACAGGACUGCCAGACACUAGUGCUUUAAUGCAUUUGGGGACAGAGCACUGAAAAACAGAAGAGAAAUUUGUGUUCCUCCGGUCCUGUAAGGAAGAGUUCUCCUGCUCUCCCUCCCCUCUCGGAGCUGGCCAGAGCAGUUUGGCGGAUGAGCCGCGGGAGGACUUGGAAAUGACGGGACUGGCUUUGCUGAGCCCGUGGCUGGAGCGUUCCCUCCGGUCCGGGCGGGAGGAAUGUAGGGAGCUGUGUCCAGAUCCGCGAUAGCUCGAGGAGCCGAUGACCGAUCCCUCCCCCUGCUCUGGAUCCGCUGGCUGUGGGAUUUUUUUCCCGUGCUCACUGGCAGAUGUGACAGCUUUGGGAACUGUAUCAUCCAGGAACAGCUAUAUCUGGAGUUGAAAAACCUAACGUGGUUUCCCAGGCAGCAGGAAUGGAUCGCUGAGAGAAUUUCAAUCUCCGACUGCUUUUGUCUUGUGGCGUCAUGUUCCGCAAGAAGAAGAAGAAACGCCCGGAGAUCUCGGCUCCGCAGAACUUUGAGCACCGCGUCCACACCUCGUUUGACCCAAAGGAGGGCAAAUUUGUGGGCCUGCCCCCCCAAUGGCAGAACAUUCUGGACACGCUGAGGCGCCCCAAGCCAGUGGUAGAUCCUUCGAGGAUCACGAGGAUGCAGCUCCAGCCCAUGAAGACCGUGGUACGGGGCAGCACUGUGGAAGUGGAAGGGUACAUCUCGGGGCUGCUCAACGACAUCCAGAAGCUCUCUGCCAUCAGCUCGAACACCCUGAGGGGCAGGAGCCCCACCAGCAGGAGGAGAGCCCAGUCCCUGGGGCUCCUCGGGGACGAGAGACCCCCGGACAUGUAUCUCCAGAGUCCUGAAGCAGACUGGGCAGACAAGUACGGGAACUACCUCAGCUGCAAUGGUGGCUCCAAGGUGGCCCGGAGGCAGACCAUGUGGCCGGACUACAAAGCCCGGCUGGAAGGCCAGUCCCAUCCCAACGGGAUGGUGACAAAAGCGCAGUCCCUGGGCCCGGCGGAGUUCCAGGAUGCCGACGGCAGCUGCCUCCAGCGCACCCCCGCGCUGCAGCACGUACCGACUGUGCCGGGGGACAGCGACACCGGGCCGAGGAGCCCGGAGGAGGGCUGGGCCCAGCGAGCAGCCGGCUCCAGGCCCUCGGGGGAGGGCAGCCCCAGCUCCAAAUCCCGGGAGAACAGCCUCAAGAGGAGGCUGUUGCGCAGCGUUUUCCCCUCAUCCAGCGCCUCAAACAAGCCGGGCUCUUCCCUGCAGAUCAAGCCUAACGCUUUCUUCAGGCCCCAGCAGUGGGGCUCCCCGCGCAGCCCUGCAGCCAAAGCCCAGUCUCUCCCGCCAGAUCCGCCCGCCUCCGAUUUCCCCAGGGGGGUCUCGGAAGCCGAGACCCCCCAGAAGUCCCCGCCAGUGGAGAAGGCGGUGGCAGUGCCCCUGAGCCGGCCCUCGCCAGCCGGGUCCCCCCGCAGCCGGCACACCCAGACCAGCUCCAGCAACCUCCACCUGCCCCCGGACUCCGCCGGGAAGGGGCAGCCGGCCGGCGAGGACCCCGUGGUGGUGACCCACGAGCAGUUCAAAGCUGCCCUCAGGAUGGUCGUGGACCAGGGGGAUCCACGGGCGAUGCUGGAGAACUACGUCAAGAUCGGGGAGGGCUCCACGGGCAUCGUGUGCAUCGCGCGGGAGAAGCACUCGGGGCGCCAGGUGGCCGUGAAAAUGAUGGACCUGAGGAAGCAGCAGCGCCGGGAGCUCCUCUUCAACGAGGUGGUGAUAAUGAGGGACUAUCAACACGUCAAUGUCGUGGAGAUGUACAAGAGCUACCUCGUGGGAGAGGAGCUCUGGGUGCUGAUGGAGUUCCUGCAGGGGGGAGCCCUCACAGACAUUGUGUCUCAAAUCAGGCUGAACGAGGAGCAGAUUGCCACGGUGUGUGAGUCGGUGCUGCAGGCUCUGUCCUACCUCCAUGCCCAGGGGGUCAUUCACCGGGACAUCAAGAGUGACUCCAUCCUUCUCACUCUGGAUGGCAGGGUCAAACUCUCAGAUUUUGGCUUCUGUGCUCAGAUCAGUAAAGAUGUACCCAAGAGAAAGUCCCUGGUGGGUACUCCCUACUGGAUGGCUCCAGAAGUCAUUGCCAGGAUACCGUACACCACCGAGGUGGAUAUCUGGUCCCUGGGGAUCAUGGUGAUAGAGAUGGUGGAUGGAGAACCCCCCUACUUUAGUGAUUCUCCAGUCCAGGCAAUGAAGAGACUCCGAGACAGUCCUCCUCCCAAACUGAAGAACUUCCACAGGACCUCCCCAGUUCUGAGAGACUUCUUGGAAAGGAUGUUGACACGGGAUCCGUUGGAAAGAGCAACAGCACAAGAACUUCUGGAUCAUCCCUUUUUGCUCCAGACAGGACUUCCAGAGUGUUUGGUGCCCCUUAUCCAACAGUACAGGAAGCGCACCUCCACCUGCUGACUCUGCCUGAGGGGAAAUUGUGGGGAAAAAGGAAUGUUUAUAAAAAAAAAGAAAUCUAAAAAAUGAAGAGCCCAGGUGGUUUCAUCCUGUGAAUGGUGCUUGGAAAUUGUCAGCAAUGGUUUUAGAGGAUGAGUGUGAAUCCUGUCCGUGCAUUUGCAGCCUUCUGGGGCUUCUCCUUUGCUGAAGACAAUCAACACAGACUAGAUCCAGGUGAGACCAAGGAUAAAGCGGGUAUUCCAUGCCUUGGGAAUCGCUGCUGCCGGAAGAUGGCGUUUGAAGCGGAGUCUGAAGUUGUGUAUCUGAAUGUCUGUGAGUUUCUGCACACCUUGGCUGCUGACCACUGAACUGGAAUGAUGUUUCCCAGUUAGAAAUGUGAUCUUUGCUUCCUUCAUUCUACACUGGAGUCCUGUGCUGACUCAUUUUGGGGCACAGACCCUUUUAAACUGUCAAACAAUGCACAAAGACUUGAAUUUUUUUCCUCUGAGACUUUUUCACAGACGAUUUUAAUUUCCUUGGGUUAAAUGUGGACCUGGAAACCUGCCCGCACUUCCCUCAGGAGUGAUGUGAUAUGUAUAUAUUUGUUUCUAAGUGGCUCUCUUGCAUCAACAGGCUUCUCUUUUGCUGCGGAAUGUGUAUGGUUUAGUGGUCAAUCUUGAAUCCAUUUCAUGAUUUUAAGCUUCUGGAAACCCUUGAACACAGGCCUCCAAGUGGACUCUGUGAAGACCAGGUGCUCCCACCACCAGGUCCUUGUGGUUGACCAUUCACCACAUGCAAGACCUCUGGUGCUGGCUGGGGUGUGAGCAGCCUGCUCCUGGGGCUGCUUUCCAGACACCUUUCUUUCCCAGCCCCUUCUCCCAGGAGAGGCUGAGAAAUGCUGCCCUGAGGCAGUUGUUGGGUAGCAUUUUGGGGAUGCUGUAGGAGACAGAAUGGAAAAGUUUGAGCUGUGCUGCACAUCCCAGGAUUGAUCUCUGUGUUCGUGGGAGGUGUUUGUCCAACCUCCCCAUCUCCCUGCGGCUGCUGCAGGACGUGGGGAGGCACCUCUGCUGUCUGGCUGUUGGUCUGCCCUUCCCCACCAACCCUUGGCAUCUGGAAGGUUUCUGGUUGUCUAAACAGCUCUUUGAGUUCUUUUAACAUAGUUUUGGGUAUUUUGUGUGCUACACUCUCUGGUCAGUGAGAUCCUCAAGGUAAUUGGACUCUAGGUCAGGAUUAACAUUGUACAGUGACGGUGUGUGUUGUUGUGAGGUCUCAAGAAUAUGCUUUUACAUGUGGAACUGGGAUUUUGUUUUGAAACUCCACAUGCAAAUGUACUGGAAUUUAAGUUAUUCUCGGGACAGUCCUUCUGUGCCAGAAACUAACCUCAGAAUUGCAUUUUCUUCAGAAGAUGUUCAUAAUCUCUGUCCUCUGCUAUUUGCUCCAGUUACAGAUCCUGCUUCAAAAUUGAAGCCACAGUUGAUUACUUGAAGUAAUUUGGGACGGAAUUGAUCUGCACUGAUGCCAUCACAGGGUGGGCACCCAGUCUGUGGAAUGUGUAGGUUGGCUCUGUAUCUGUGGGGAGGGAACACCUGGUGAGGGUGUUGUCAGACACCUGCUGAAGGAUGAAAUCACUCUCUCCCUCACCUGUGGUAGGUAGAGGGGUCACAGGAGGUUUGCCUAGACUGGAUGUCUAAGUUUGGGGCUGAUGGAGUUGAUUGAAAUUAAUUCAUUUAGCUCCUCUUUAGCUGCACUGGAAAAUUUUUGACUUAAAAUGUUUAUGUAUUUCAGAUAUAUUACUUUUUUUUUUUAUGCAAAAGAGCAGGGCUUGGAAAAGAUUUAUAAUUUGAAACAAACACUCCUGCUGGUCUGUAGUUGUGAAUCCUUUGCACUUGUGUUUUAAAUUAAAGUAGAUCUUGAUUUAUUCAUAA